This is a messenger RNA of Sclerotinia sclerotiorum 1980 UF-70, 999 nucleotides long. RefSeq lists its product as hypothetical. The transcript has a single exon. Lineage: Eukaryota; Fungi; Ascomycota; Leotiomycetes; Helotiales; Sclerotiniaceae. The record is from RefSeq and is a predicted model, not a curated record. Bases 1 to 999 code for a protein of 332 amino acids.
AUGCUUCAAAAAACCAUUCUUUCGGCCAUCUCAUGGCUCACGAUUGCCCCUCUCUCUUCUGGUUCGCCCACUGGCCUAAACAUGCGAACUGCUGUUCCAACCGCACAAAGUGUCAAGACCAUGUACCAAUUCCCCAACGGCACUUGGUUGGAGAAUCUCGCCGUGAGAGAGAAUGGUGGUGUCCUCCUCUCUGAAUUCGACUCUCCCAACCUCCUCUACGUAAACCCAUUUGCACUCAAUCCAAACCACGCAACCAUCCACACAUUCUCCGCUCCAGCGACGGGUAUUGUGGGCAUUGCCGAGCUCGGAAGCGAUAUCUUUUACGUUGGAACCAUAGGAUAUAGCUUCUCAACCUUUUCUGCCGCAUCCGAGAGUGGACAGCUAUGGAAAGUAGACAUGACGAAUUAUCCCACCUCUGCACCCGUGACACACAUUGCGGAUAUCAAAUCAUCCGGGCAACUAAACGGCGUAACGGCCUUACCUGGCACUACCAAAAUCCUCCUAGCAGACUAUACCAAAGGAGUAAUCUGGCGAGUCGAUGUCGAUUCUGGCGCCGUGGACAUCGCAGCAAACGAUACCGCGCUCGCCGCAAGCGGAGUCAAUGGAAUUCAUGCUCCAGGAAACGGGUACCUUUAUUUCACCAACACAGGCGCAGGAAGCUACGGAAGAUUCGCAAUUGAUUCGACGGGCACGCAAACUGGGGCCGCGAAAAUUCUUUUCCAAAAUAGCGAGGUGGCUCCUGAUGAUUUUGCUCUGUAUACGACGGAGAGCGAUACCGCUGCUGUUUUGAUGGAUGGUACUGGAAAUCGUAUCGUUUAUACUUCGGGAACCAGUGAUUCUUACUCUGUAAUUGUCGAUUUGGAUGGUCCUACUGCGGCGGCGUUUGGGAGGAGAUCGGGUGAUACUAAUACUUUGUAUAUUAGUAGUACUGGAGGGGAUUUGGAUUAUGCGGCUAACCCUGUCCCUGUUGGGGGAGCUUUGACGAGAAUUAUUCUUUAG